AUGGCGGUGACAGAGGCUAAAACUGUAGCUUUUAGUCGUCUAUACGAGGAUCUAGGGGCCAAAGAAGGGGAGAAAAAAUUAUUCUGGCUGGCUAAGGUGAGGGAGAGGAAGGCACGAGAUCUGGAUCAAGUGAGGAGGUUGGUGGAGCAGUACAAGGAUAUGGAGAAAGAUCUGCACAUGGCGUUUAUUGAUCUGGAGAAAGCAUAUGGCAAGGUUCCUAGAGAGGUUCUUUGGAGAUGCCUAGAGGCUAAAGAUGCACUGACACACCAUGUUCAAGGAGAGGUGGCAUGGAGUAUGUUAUUCACUGAUGACAUUGUUCUGAUUGAUGAGACGCGUAGUGGCAUUAAUGAGAGGCUGGAGGUUUGGAGACAUGCCCUUGAGGCUUGGAUCGCAGAGGAGGAGCUUGAAUGCCCCGGUAAGGCGGUGCAAGCGGUUGGCAUUGGUGGAAAUGAGGAGAGGUAG
This is a messenger RNA of Nicotiana tabacum (common tobacco), 462 nucleotides long. The record is from RefSeq and is a predicted model, not a curated record. Lineage: Eukaryota; Viridiplantae; Streptophyta; Magnoliopsida; Solanales; Solanaceae.